AUGACGGACACUUUCGGUACUGCUGCCAUGAGCGAAGCGCUCCCUACCGCUGGUCAGAACGACCAAGCCCCAACUCCCGGCACUCAGGGAUACGAUGCGUCGCAAGGCCGAUGGACCGAGCCCCAGGCCAUUGACUACACUUCCAUGGCUACCGGGAGUGGUGGUCAGGAGUGGGGUUGCAAUGCUCGUGCCUAUGCCUGGCAGGAUGAGUAUGGUGAUGUCGGUCCCAAGUUUCCCGAGCUCGAGCUCGAAUUGUUUGGAAAUCCCACUACUCGCCACGACCGAGUUGGACUCGACUUUUCUCGAAUUGAUAGCAUCGAGGUCCAGCAGGAGGGGCCGACCAAGAUUGAUCCCAUCGGCUCCUUCAAGGAUGCUGGCGUCCACCCUGCGAUGCUAGAGAACAUCGAGCUUUGUGGCUAUGAGAACCCUACGCCCAUCCAGAAGUUCACCAUUCCAUCUAUAUUGAUGGGACACGAUGUCAUUGGCAUCGCGCAGACUGGAUCCGGCAAAACCGCCGCGUACCUCAUUCCAAUUCUCAGUAAGCUCAUGGGCAAGGCCAAGAAGCUUGCUGCGUAUCGUCCCAACCCCUUAACGUUCCGCGAGGGUAUGGACGAGGUCGUGGCUGAGCCUCUUGUGCUCAUCGUGGUCCCUACUCGGGAGCUGGCAGUCCAAAUCUUCAACGAGGCUCGUAAGCUUUGUUAUCGUACCAUGCUGCGCCCCUGUGUCGUUUAUGGGGGUGUUCCUGUUCGUGAGCAGACCUUUCUACUCCAGAAAGGAUGCGAUAUCCUGAUCGGAACACCUGGGCGCCUGGUUGAUUUUAUCCAACGCCCGAAAGUCUUGACCCUUCGACGCCUUCGCUACAUAGUGAUUGAUGAGGCUGACGAACUCCUCAAUGAUGACUGGUCCGAGGAGCUUAACCCAAUCUUGUCCGGUGGUGAACAGGAUGAGGGCAACGUCAAGUUCAGCCUUUUCUCUGCCACGUUCCCCAAGGCCGCCCGUGACCUUGCCAAGAACUAUCUCGCCGCUUCUCACGUUCGAUUCCGCGUUGGCCGUGCCGGAAGCACUACAGCCAACAUCAAGCAGAUUGUUCUUCAGGCUGAAGCCCAUGAGAAGAAAGAACUGUUGGUCAAGCUGCUCGAGGAGAUGCAUGGCAUUCGCACGAUCAUCUUCGUCAACAGUCGUCAGGCUGCUGACAACUUGGAUGAUUUCCUUUUCAACAUGCAUUUGCCAGUCACCUCCAUGCACAGUGAGCGUACCCAGCAGGAGCGAGAGGCGGCUAUGCGGGCUUUCCGAUCUGGAAAUGCCCCGAUUCUCAUUGCUACCGGAGUGACUGCCCGUGGCAUUGACGUGCAGAAUGUCCUGCAUGUCAUCAACUACGACAUGCCAUCUAUCGACUACGGCGGCAUCGAGGAGUACACGCAUCGAAUUGGUCGAACUGGUCGCAUCGGCCAUCGUGGUGUAGCCACGUCUUUCCUUUCGGAGCGUGAUGAGCCGAUGGCCAGUGUCCUCACCCGAACACUGCUCGAGACCGACCAGGAAAUCCCUGAUUUCUUGCAGCAGUACGUUCCUGAGGGUGAUGCUCGGAACAACCUGAAGUUUGAGGCCGACUCAGACUUUGAUCCCAACGACUACGCUGGUGCUGGAGACGCUGGUGAUGCCUGGGGAGGCGAUGCUGGCAACGAUGCUGGCAAUGCUGCUGGCGGUGUUACUUGGGGUGGUGGUGAUGGCGGUGGUGAUGGUGGUAAGACUGGUGGUGGGGAUACUUGGGGCGCCGACACUGCUGCUCCCGUUGCCGCUUGGUAAUUUUGAUCAUUCGUCAAAGAACAACCGGGAAAGCCUUGAUGAAGUUGUUGACCCCAUGGGACAUGAGAUUUUGGGACAUGGUGAGCACGGCUUUGAGUCGCCGUGGAAGAAAAAGGUGAAGCAUUAUCGACAGGGUCGGCCGAAGGAUCUGAUUGUUCUAGGAGAUCCCCUAGGUAGAUAUGCAGAAUUUCGCUGAAUUGUACCUUUGUACUCGAUCUAUGCCCUUUGCUUACGUGGGAUUGUUUUGCUUUGAGUGUCACUUGACACGACGGGGAGCACAAAGUUCAAUCAACAUCUGUGAAAUCGUCAAGUCACAAGCAAGAUAGACGUUGGAAAUUAAUAGCAAAUGCUUUUCUAUU
Molecule: messenger RNA, 2162 nt
Organism: Fusarium redolens
Lineage: Eukaryota; Fungi; Ascomycota; Sordariomycetes; Hypocreales; Nectriaceae
Product: P-loop containing nucleoside triphosphate hydrolase protein
Exons: 5
Coding region: 1-1803 (600 amino acids)
Cellular component (GO): nucleus
Molecular function (GO): RNA binding; RNA helicase activity; ATP binding
Source: RefSeq, a predicted model, not a curated record